Messenger RNA from Aphidius gifuensis, 2446 nucleotides. It is a transcript of the gene TMS1, whose product is annotated as serine incorporator 1. Gene Ontology annotation, cellular component: membrane. The record is from RefSeq and is a predicted model, not a curated record. The coding region runs from base 281 to 1639 and encodes 452 amino acids. NCBI's taxonomy places the organism in Eukaryota, Metazoa, Arthropoda, Insecta, Hymenoptera, Braconidae. The transcript is spliced from 9 exons.
UUACAGUGGAAACUCUGAUGUUGACUGAUGUUGACUCAUAUAUUUAUAUUUAUUUUUUUUUUUUAUGUAAAAAAAAUUACAAGUGCGCAGUCCAUGUCUCCAUUGUGAAUUGUCUCUUGACAAGUCUCCAUCCAACUAUCUGAGUCAUUAAAAUCGUACAGUCAUACACUGAUAAAUUGAACAAAAAAAUAAUCCAAGUAAACGUGUCAAAUUUUUUUCUACAUCAUCAAAUUCUUGGCUAUCAUUAUUAUUAAUAUUAUAAAAAAAUAAAUCAAGAACAAUGGGUGCUGCAUGUUCAGCAGCUCAGCUUGCUUGCGUUUGUGGCAGUAGUGCGUGUAGUUUAUGUUGUUCUCAAUGUCCAUCAUGUCGCAACAGCACCAGUGCAAGAAUCAUGUAUGCACUUAUAUUGAUGCUGGGUAUGAUUGCAUCAUGUAUUUUCCUUUCAUCUGGUCUUGAAAAUCUACUUCACAAGCUACCAUUUUGUGCAAACAGUUCAAGUCUCAUACCUUCUUAUACAUUUGAUUGUAAAGAUGCAAUUGGUUACAUGGCUGUUUAUCGUGUUUGUUUUGCAAUGGUUGUGUUCUUUGUCUUGAUGUCAUUGAUCAUGAUCAAUGUCAAAAGCUCCAAGGAUCAUCGUGCACCAAUACAAAAUGGUUUUUGGGCAAUUAAAUUUUUGCUUGUUAUUGGAAUUGCAAUUGGAGCAUUUUUCAUAGAGGCUAAUUGGUUUGGACCAGUCUGGAUGAGAUUUGGAAUGAUUGGAGGAUUGCUUUAUAUUUUUAUUCAAUUAAUAUUGAUUGUUGAUUUUGCACAUUCAUGGGCUGAAUCAUGGGUUGAUCAUUAUGAAGAAAAUGAAUCAAGAGCUUGGUAUUGUGCAUUACUUGGAUCUACAUUGGUCAAUUAUGUAUUGGCUAUUGUUGGAGCUGUUUUGAUGUACACUGAAUAUGCUCGUAAUGAUUGUGGUACUCAUAAAUUUCUCAUUUGGUUCAAUGUUAUUCUUUGCAUUGCCAUAAGUGUUGUAUCAAUACUGCCAAAAGUACAAGAAGUUCAACCACGAAGUGGUCUUCUUCAAGCUUCUGUUGUAUCAUUGUAUGUCAUGUACUUGACAUGGAGUGGUAUCUCAAACAAUCCAGAUAAACACUGCAACACAUCAUCAGCAGUUAAUAAUCCAAACCAAGCUAAAUUUGAUGGUGAGACUAUAACUGGUCUAGCAAUUUGGAUUGGUUGUGUACUUUACAGUUCACUACGUACUGCCUCAAACUCAUCAAGAAUAACAGGAACUGAAAAGGUUCUAGUCAAGGACAAUGGUGCCAUUCGCUCGGGUGAUCCGUGUCUCAUCAACAAUGAAGAUUAUGUUUCAGUAGAAGGAAGAAAUGGUGAUGAUGAAGAAGGUGGUGGCAAAGUAUGGGACAAUGAAGAGGAUGAAGUUGCUUAUAAUUGGAGUUUCUUCCAUGUAAUGUUUGCACUUGCAACAUUGUAUGUCAUGAUGACACUCACCAAUUGGUAUGAACCACAAAGUGAGCCUCAUCAUUCAUCAGCAGCUUCCAUGUGGGUUAAAAUUGCAUCUUCAUGGUUUUGUCUUGGACUCUAUACUUGGUCCUUGAUUGCACCAGCUGUUUUGUCAGACCGAGACUUUUCGUAAGCAUUUUAUUAAGGUGUUUCAAACUAGGCGUAUCAUGAAUUAAUUAUCAUGAUAAUUUUUGCAGUAAAUUCAUUAAAUAAAAUUAUAUAAUUUUUAUUUUUUUCUUUUUCUCAACAAAAAAUAAUAUAAAUUCGCUUACAAAUACAAGUAGCCCAAAAACAUUUAAUAAAAAAUUAAAUAUUAAAUAAACACUGUAAACAAAAAAAAAAAAAAUCAAUUUCUUCGUAAAAAUUUCUCUAGACAAAAAGAUAUAGCUUAACAAUAAGUAUCUUAGUAAAAGAAAAUUUGAGCAAUUUUUCUUUUUUUUAAUUAUAAGUCUAUAAUUAUAACAUUCUACUAGAAAAAAAAACAAAAAAAAAUGAACAAAUUUUCGUGAAUUGUUUAGCUGAUAAGAAAUUUGCUUCCUGAUUUUCUAUAGAUAGUUCGGUUGUUAUUUGUAACCGGAACGACGUCGUGCAUUUCGUUGUUAUUAAUAUUAUUAUUAUUAUUUUUUGGACUUUAUUAAAACACAUCACGAUGUCACAAACUCACGGUUUAUACUCUAAUUAAACUUAUUUUUUUUUUCCAUUUGUUUUUUGUGAUUCACAUAAUUUCUAUUGAAAACACCUUAAUGUUACUUAUUAUUUUUUAAGACGUAUUACUCAAUAUUUUCUAAUCUUGCAUUUUAAAUAGUAAAACUAUUUAGAUAUUAUUAUAACAUACAAAAAAAUUGUAAUACUAAAUUAUGAUAAUAUUACAUAUUCAUAAUUUUGCUUGUACAUAUAAUGUUAUUAAUUAUUUUUAAAUAUAUUAAUCGAAAUCAGUAAA